Molecule: messenger RNA, 1925 nt
Organism: Pimephales promelas (fathead minnow)
Lineage: Eukaryota; Metazoa; Chordata; Actinopteri; Cypriniformes; Leuciscidae
Gene: tesmin
Product: testis expressed metallothionein like protein
Biological process (GO): regulation of DNA-templated transcription
Cellular component (GO): nucleus
Source: RefSeq, a predicted model, not a curated record
UUCGAGCUAUUUUACAGUAUCUGUAACGGUCAAAACAUGUGAAAAAACUAUUAAAUAGUCUUAUAUAAGUCAAUUUUGUUACUUUAAACGGUCAAAAAUCCAUACGUACUUAUUUAUCUGCACUGUAAUAUCAGGAGAAUGAAUGAGUUUGAGGGGGAAGAGUACAGCUACAGAAGAGACUUGUCCAACGGGUCUCUGGUCCCCUUACACCACACCCAUGAAAGUCCUAGAAUGGCCAAUCUCUUCAGUCAUGGGAUGCAUCCAGGAAUGAGAUACUCCAGGAUGGAAGAAUCUGUGCGGGAGGACGACUACACCACCUACAGGAUUCUUCAUCCGCUAACAUAUGAUCCUUUGCCUCCAGUAGCCCAACAUGGCUCGGCGUCUUAUUCUGAAUACUUACUUGCUCCCUCAAGCCAUUAUCAACAUGCACUACUAGGCCAACCAUACAGCUCCAUUAGGAGCCCAUGGCCAUCUCAGGAGGCUUUUCAGUAUGGCAUGUCAUCAGCAGAGAUCUGUCGAGGUGUCAAUACUAUCAGCUCUGAAUCUGUUGGUGCAGAUCAUUACAGCAUGGAGGGUUAUUCUACACACCAAGGAUUCAGACAUGCUAAUAGAAAUCGGUCUCAUGCUCUUCUUGUGUCACCUCAUGACCAGCACAAAAUGGGGAAGAAGUUUCCAGUUCAGACGUCCAAUAUUUGUCAGAUGUUACAGCCCAUGCAGGUUAUGUGUGAUGUGAGCUGUGGAGGGCAGGUUGUCGUGUUGAACCAUUGCAGUCCUGAUCAGAUUCCUCACUCUAUGAUGACUGAUCUCAGCACAGAGUCUCUGUCUAAGCUGUCAGUCCAGAGCUGCUCUACUGAGGACCAGUUACCUCAUGGAAAAGCAUCAGAUAGCAGACAUUCAGAGAAAGAUGUGUUCACUGGGCUGCCUCAGACCCACAAGACAUCUGCAGGUGUGACGUUCAACCUCACGCCAGGACCUUAUGCUUCACAGCUGCAUCAGACGCUUUGCUCUACUGCGACUGUAGAACAGGAAGUGGAGGGUCACACUAAAGGACGUGGACGUGUGAAGUGGGAAAAAUCAAAGAGGCCCUGCAACUGUACAAAAUCUCAGUGUCUGAAACUUUAUUGUGAAUGUUUUGCAAACGGAGAGGUCUGCAACAACUGCAAAUGCGUAAACUGCUUCAAUAAUACUGAGCAUGAUAUCGAGAGAUCCCAGGCUAUAAAGACCUGUCUGGAGAGGAAUCCAGGGGCUUUUCGGCCUAAGAUUGGCAGUAGGAAGCAGGGGAAUGUAAAGAGGCGUCACACAAAAGGCUGUAACUGCAAGCGUUCAGGCUGCCUGAAGAACUACUGUGAGUGUUAUGAGGCCAAAAUCAUGUGCACAUCCACCUGUAAGUGUGUGGGCUGCCGAAACUAUGAGGAAAGCCCUUUGAAGAAGAGAUCAGAGCGGGACAGGCCUGACUCCAGCAUCUACUACCCAACCAGGUGUCCUCUGGCGUGCAUCACGCCCGAUGUAGUGGAAGCCACAUGCGGCUGUCUCCUCACCCAAGCUGAAGAGGCAGAGAAGGAAGGGUACACUUCAGCUCACGCUGAGAGAAUGAUUUUAGAGGAGUUCGGCCAGUGCCUGACGCAGAUCGUCCGAUCGAUAUUCAAAUCCACCAACGUGCAAUUCAAUGUGUAGCUCGGGAACAAAUGCUCAGUGUUGUGAUCGAUCCAGAUGUGAUUUAAAAUGGUAAACAACAAGUGUUUCGGUUUUUUUGUUUCCUUUAAAUGUUUAGAGAUGCUUUAAAACUCACAUCCUCAUGACUUUAAUAACAUAUUUUAUUUAUUUAUUUAUAUUUAUUUAUUUAUUUAAAUACAAAUGCCGUAAUUUAAAUAUUAUAAAAAUGACUAUUUUUUUCCAUUUAUUUCUUUAUUUCCAUUCAUACCCAC